Nerophis lumbriciformis (worm pipefish) is the source of this 2430-nucleotide messenger RNA. Lineage: Eukaryota; Metazoa; Chordata; Actinopteri; Syngnathiformes; Syngnathidae. The record is from RefSeq and is a predicted model, not a curated record.
AUGGCGAAAGCUCAGCAACACCAGCCGGCGAAAAAUGGGAAGCGAGGCAAAGAAAUGGCAGGCGGGCCAAGAAAAGACAAAGAACUACGGAGAAAGAAACAGAAGAAGAAAGAAUCGCAUAUAUUCCGGAAAAAGGCCUUGGCGGGUAAAGUUCGAGACGCGCUGGAUUGUUGUGUCCUGCUCACUCGUUUGGAGGAGAAAAACGAUGCCCGCAAGCGGUCAAGUGUUACAUCCAGUAAGAAAGCGCUACGUGCUCAAAGCAGGACCAAAACUCUGGUAAAAUCUCAUAAAAAGUUAAAGAAAUCCGCUUGUCAACAAGCACUGGAACCAAAAACUAGCAAAUCCGACACCUCGCUUGCUCCUGAGCCUCGCAGGAGAAGAAUGGCUUCUCUCAACGCGGAGGCCGUCAACAGCCUGCUGCUCUACAGGGCCUAUCCCUUGACGUCUAAUCUGAUUAAGAAAGAGCAGUCCUCGAAUGAAGCGCCGCGUAAAGGUGAAAGCGGACCUCAUAAAGCCAAAAAGGCUCUUCGGCAAGGGAACGCAGAUCUGAAGGAAAGUCGUCAAAAAAAGAAGCGAUCCACGGCGGAAGUCGACUGGUUGGCUUUGUUUGCCCCGACCCCUCGGCGACAGGCGGGCCUCACCGCUGCGACCCUGCUCAAACUCACCGGUUCCCUCUAUGGAAGCAAGCGGCAAAAGAAGCAGGAGUCCAAGCCCGCCAGUGAAAGUAAAGCUAAAGCUUUAACUCAGGUUGAGAUUAGUGGUAAGCCUUUAAGUGGAGCAUCACCGCAGACCAAAAGAAGAACAAAUCCAAAACACAAUGAGCAGCUAAAGCACAUUAAACAGGGUAAAGAGGAUCCGAGUUCUCCGGCCCAGAGAUUCUGUAGUCUUUGUAAAACGGAAGCUUUGGAUCCCGAGUGGAAGUCCGGUGGACAGAAUUGUUUGAAAAAUCCUCUCCACUGUGGCUGCACCCUCGGAUUUUCCUUAAAAACAAUCAAAGAAGAGCAGGAGGAGACGGACGUGACGUCCUGCUACUGCUGUAGCCAGGAGAGAUGUGUGGAAUACUGUCACAGACUAGCCCUCUUCCUCAAGGACAAGGCCGUCAAGGAGCCCGACGAGGAAGGCCCGCUCUCCGAGGUGUUCCACCACCAUCACCACCACCAUCACCAUCAUCACCUCCACCACCCGGCAGCCAUUACCAUCACGCCGCACACGUACACCUGCUUCCCCAGCUACUGCGUCCACUUCAGCCAUCCGGACACCUCGCCGUCCUCCGUGACGCCCCUCGCUCUUUGUCCAAAGAGUAGCAAGAGACCCACGUUGCUGCCCAAGUCUGUCCCUCAGCCCUCAGGGAUUUCCCAUCCAGUCUACUGCUGCACUUCUGUGGAGGCGUGCUACGGAGAACCUUGCCGGAUCAACGGCUAUUCCACGUACAGCAAUGUGAUUCCGGCCAUUGCCAGAGGAGGUUGCACCAAAUGCACCCGUGGCAUCAACAGAGAUGACUACUCAUCAACCCUCAAUGACCACCACAGCCUGUCCUCCAUCCCCGUCUGUCCGAGCCCAAGAAUCCUCACUGGCUGCCCCGUUCCCACAGUGCCUCCAGCCGGCCAAUCGGUGCCCCCCGUUCAGACGCCUCUGUCCGACCCCAGCCAACCGCAGCCCCCGCUGCAGGUGGCCAAGGAGUGUCCGCAGAGCGCCAAGCCUCCCAGCGGGUCCCGGUCCGGCGUCCGCAACGCGAGCAGCGUCAGCUCGCUUGUGUUCCCACUCAAAAAGGAAAAGAAGCAGAAGCUUGGCUCUGCCGGUGCCAGAGGGCAGGCGCUUGCCAAGCAGCCCAAGAACGGACUCCAAAAAAGCACCAACGGCUGGCGGCCUGUCGGCCUCUCCUUUGAGAAAGAAGUUUUCUGUCUGGAAGAGGAAGCUCCGGUGCUGAGAAAGUGUUACCAGGGCGUCCAGCGAGACGGAGAUCUGAUCCGGGUGCGGGACACGGUUCUGCUGAAGUCCGGGCCGAGGAAAAAGUCUCUGCCAUAUGUGGCAAAGAUCUCAGCUCUGUGGGAGGAACCCGAGACAGGAGAGUUGAUGAUGAGUUUGUUUUGGUACUACCGUCCAGAACACACACAAGGAGGACGCAACCUUAAUGUGCACUGUCAGAAUGAGAUCUUUGCAUCCCGUCACCAGGAUGUGAACAGCGUGGCCUGUAUUGAAGACAAAUGCUAUGUCCUGACACUGGCACAGUAUUGUCGAUUUUGUGCCUUGGUAAAACGGCGAGGCGAAGGCGUGCCCGACAGCCCUGCCUCCCUCCUGGUCCCCCCCGCCGUCGGCCACGCCGCGCCCAGCCACCGCCGGGCGCCGGACGACGUGGACCCAGAGCUGGUGUUCUUCUGUCGCCACGUCUACGACUUCCGCUACGGACGCCUCCUCAAGAACCUGCAGUAG